This is a messenger RNA of Lingula anatina, 4441 nucleotides long. RefSeq lists its product as uncharacterized. The record is from RefSeq and is a predicted model, not a curated record. Lineage: Eukaryota; Metazoa; Brachiopoda; Lingulata; Lingulida; Lingulidae. Gene Ontology annotation, cellular component: nucleus.
AGCUUUGGACCAGAUAUCAGUGAUAAGAACAUUCAAGCAUCCUUAAAUUCUGAAGUUGAAAGUUGUACAACCGACCAUAGUAACAACACUGAUCAAAAUGUUUUGAACUCUGAAAGUGAAACUUCUGCACAUUGUGACAAUGCCAGUAACAGUGCCAUCCAAGCACCCCAGGAUAGUGAAGAAAAUGACCUCCAUUGGUCAAGUGAAACUAAAGGCCAGAACAGUAAGACUGGAAGUUCUCUGUGUGAUACUAGCAAUAAGAACAUACAGGCAUCUUUGACCUCUGAAGGUCACAGCUGUACACACGAUUCCAGCAACAGCUGUGAUGGAUUGUCUUUGAAUGCUGAAGAUGAAAAAAUUAGCGUCAGUAAUGUUGUUAGAAAAGAAGAACCUCUUGUUUCUGGUUUAAAUGAUGAUCUAAGUAGUCACAAUGAUAAAAAUAGCUCUGAGUCUUCAAUUUCAGAACAGGAAUUAUCUAUAGAAGACAAAAGUCUACAGGUGUCUUUGAACUCAACACAGGGUGAUCUCAGUGAAAAACAGGAAACUGAAAUGGCAGAUGGCGAUCUGCCUGCAUCCGUCCAUUCAGAGCUUGGAUUUGUAACUGCUGAUUCACUAACAUCAGCAGAUUCUGUUGGAAAUGAGAGCAAGCAGAAACAGGUUUCUGUAGAAGAUGAAGCACCUUCUGAACUUUGUGCAGCCAAGACCCCACUGUCUGCCAUUACUGAAAUCACUUCAAAUGACGAAGUCUGCCAAAACAGUCAUCUAGAUUUUUCAGUUGAUAAUCAAAAUUCUUCAACUAACGGUGAGAAAUGUCAGGCCUUAUAUGACUCCAGUAUACCCACAGAAUUGUCAGAGACCCCUGAACUUGUAGCCAGCGGAUCCUCUUCUAAUGAGAGCUUUGAUAAUUCAGAACCAGUAGAUCCAAAUGUUAAGCUUUCUUCCACUGUCAGAGACUCUACGUCCAGUGUGGAAGGGUCAUUAAACUUGAGCCCUAUUGACCGUCAAUCAGAUGACCAGUCUGGGAAUUGUAAAGGUGAAAAAGAUCAAGUACAGGGGGAAAGUCUGGAUGACAUGUUCAGUCAGAUGGCUUCCAAGUUGGGCUGGUUAGAUGAUGGAGAUUUAGACUCUGCAAUACAAGAGCUUGAAGCAAAAGUAAGAGGUAAAAAAUGCAGCAAGUUAACAACAAAGAAAAAAGGAAACAAAAGCAAAUCAAAAAGUACUAGUUUGAAGGAGUCCAUGAACUCAGCCAAUCAGGACACCACUUCACAGUCAUGUGACUUCAAAGCUCCUUCCACUGUGCAGGAUAAAAGAUCAAAGAAAUCCAAAAAGGCCACCUCUGCCAAGACUACAGGAAAAGUGCACAAGCUAAGAAAAAGAACAAAGAAGGAAGAAGAAAAGUCUGAGUUGCCUUUGGCAUGUCAACUUUUUCCACAAUCCAAGAAAAUUGCUGUUGAUGACGAAGAGGAUGUCAAGAUGGAGUUGGAUUCCACAGACAAUGGACCCCAUGCUUUAGAGAGUCAAGGAAAUAGAGCCACUUUGGAAUCAACUUGCAAAACAGACAAAAGCCUCCAGGUGUCCUUGUGCUCUGAAAAUGAAAGAGGAAAUUCUACAGAGGAUUCCAGUAUCAAUUGUAUACCAGAUACCCUACAGCCUAAAAAUGACCGAGCUAGAUCUGUUCAGGACCAAAGUGAAGACUGUAUACCAGAUUCCUUGGCCCCUAAAGAAGAGGGUACAACCUCCCUCCUGAGUACCAGCAAAGAGGUGGUACCUGACACCUUACAGUCAAAGAAUGGGAGUUUCACCAUACCAGGUGAUUCCAGUGCCAAGUUUGUCCAAGAUUCCUUCUGCUCAGAAGACGUGGAUUCUUCUAAAAUCAAUAAUGACAUGGGUGUUCAAGAAUCACUUGACUUAGAGGAUGGCAUUGCCUCAGAUGAGGCUAACCAGAGAUAUGAAUUAGAUUUGAACAGGUAUAACCCUAAUGAAAGUCCCCAACAUGACAGUGGCACCCAUCCUUCAGUGGCUUCUAGAAAUUUACCAACAGCACAUGAGGCAUCCUAUGACACCCAAGAUGCUGGCAAAAUUCCUGAAUCAUCUGUAAAAUCGAGCUAUAGACUCGACUUCAGUGGAGUGGAAAUGGGGCAACACCUUGCUUCACACUUUAAUCGCAGAAAGCCUCGCAUAUCAGUGUAUCAUGAUGCCCUGGAUGUGGUCCCACCAACGUACAGUUCAGAGGCAAGUAGCAAUGAGGAGAACACAUUUCAGGAUGCCUUUGACACUGUGACAGGUGACCCAGAAAGAGGGCAUGGUGACAGUGAGACAAAUGGCAUGAAACAAGAGAAUGACAACUGUGUAAUAGAUGACAAGGGGCUGGAUGAUGAAAACAGUGUGACAGGUAACAAGGAACGGGAGAAUGACGAUAAAGGCAGAAGAAAUACUACCCUGGAGAUUUCUCCAAAUGAAUUUGAAGGUUCUGCGUCUGGGAAAGCAGUGAAUAUGGACCUUAAUCAGCUACAAGGUGGUCAACAGAAAAGCAAUCUGGGUCAUGUAUCCGAUGUUUCAAGUGACAGUUCCAGCCCAUGUGAAAAGUCUGUGUUGUCCAUAAGUGACAGUUUUGAGAAUUUGAAAAUACCAAAGAGAGAGAAAAAGAAGAUUAAACCCCAUGAAGCAUUAAACCCUCAUUUGAAGAAGAAGCAAUCCAAAUAUAACAAGAUAUCCGAUGAUUGUGACACUGGAAUGGUGCUUACUGAUGACGAAAGUGACAACAGUUUAGAUGAUGUUAGUAGUGUUGUGGAUAGAAUCAAUGGGUUUGAUAAUCAUGUAAAUAAAGUUGACAGUGAACAGAAUGAAUUUCAAGAUGCAGUUCAUAUGGACAGUCGGAAAGAGGAGUUGAAACAUGUUGAAGAAAAAGCAUCUCAGGCUGAUGAUUUAAGUGAUCUCUCAGAGUCUGACCUCUCCUCAGUUUCUCUUCAAGAACCAACUACCAACAAGAUCACCUCUGUUACUCAAAAUUCUACUCAAGAUACCCCAAAGUGUGCAGUAAGGGCAAGGAGUUCCAGGACUGUACAUCAUGACAGUGCCUCCAGUGAUGAUGAAGCAUUAGAAUCAUUCUUUUCAAAGAUGAAAACCCCAGUUAAGCCAAAACAUGUAUCUCAGGCUAGUUUGGAAGAGUUUAUCAUCUCAGAUUCAGACAUGAGUAGUGACUCUGAUGAUAGCACUUUCUACAAUUACACUGACAGCUUGCUGAAUCGUAUCACCAGCAGAAGCACUGGGAAAGGAAAGAGGAAGACAACAUCAAAGUUGCCCAAAGAUUUGAACAUCCUGUGGAACAAAAGACUUCUGAAGACUGCUGGAUACUGUGCUUACAAAAGAGUUAAAGGAGGAACAGCAGAGGAAAGGACAGCUAGGAUUGAACUGUCAGAUAAAGUUUGUGAUUCUGCAGAGCGAGUGAGAAAUACCCUGAUACAUGAGAUGUGUCAUGCAGCAGUCUGGUUGUUAAAUGGUAAAAAUGAUGGACAUGGACCAUACUGGAAAUACUGGGCUAAGAAGGCCAAUGUGGUCCACCCAGAUCUUCCAGUGAUUUCAAGGUGCCACACAUAUGCCAUCCAAACCAAGUAUACAUACAGGUGUACCAAGUGCAGCUACCAAUUUGGCCGUCACUCCAAGUCACUGGACAUAACCAAGAAGGUCUGUGGUCACUGCAGAGGGACUUUUGAACUGUUAAUUAACUCCAAAGAUGGCUCAAAGUCCACUCCGUCUACAACCAAGGCUCUGACGCCAUUUGCAAAGUUCGUCAAAGAAAACUACGGCAUCGUCAAAGGGGGCCAGAAAGGACUCCAGCACAAAGAUGUCAUGAGGCAGUUAAGUGAACAGUUUGCCAGCUCCAAAAUUGCAUAGACUGAGAUGGAGGCAGUUCCCAUUUGAUAACAUGGCAACAUGGCAUAUUCAUUGGUCCCAUUCAAAAAAGCUUUGUAGUAAUUCAUCAUAUUUGAUCCUCGGACUAGUUAGUCCCCUAUUCAAUGGUGAACUAUGCUUAGGGUUAACAAACUCAGGUAGGCAAAGUGUAUUUGACAGCAUUCAGAACAGACGAUCUGCAGACUAACUGAUCCGCGGACUAAAUAUGGCCAAUUCCACUUAAAAGAAAAGCCACUUAAUACCCUAAUGGUCUCCCUGCCUCCCCAUACCAUCCCUGCAGGGGCCCUGCAAUUAAACCUGGAAGCCCAGAUUUAAUCCAUGCGGAGGCGGGGAAACCAUUAAGAUAUAAGGCGGGUUUGCUUUUCAGUGGGGUCAGCCAUAUUUAGUCCCUGGUUCAGUUAGUUCACGGAUCAUCUGUUCUGAAUGCGGCCUUUGUGUACAGUACUUGGGCUUUCAUAUUUACUUAAAGGGAUAAUAACUCUUUGUAUGAUAUCUAUAUUUCACAAUAAAAACAUUGUGAAUAACUCAU